CAGAUUUGUAGAAACUUCAUUAAGAAACUAUCAGUGUGAUGUGCCAGAACUGAAUGAUGAUGAAUAACAAUAGUUCUGAGAUACUGCAUUCCGCCUACCUUGCUGUAGAAUACAUUGACUCCUUGCUGCCUGAGAAUCCACUACAGGAACCAUUUAAAAAUGCUUGGACCUAUAUGCUGGACAAUUACACUAAAUACCAGAUUGCAGUUUGGGGUUCACUUCUCGCUCACGAAUUUUUCUUUUUUUUAAUAUGCUUACCUGGAUUUGUAUUUCAGUUUAUACCUUAUAUGCAAAAAUAUAAAAUACAACAGGAAAGACCAGAAACAUGGGAAGGACAAUGGAAAUGUUUCAAAACACUUAUGUUCAAUCACUUUUGUAUUCAGCUGCCUCUCAUAAUGGGUACCCAUUAUUUCACUGAAUAUUUUAAUAUUCCUUUUGACUGGGAAACGAUGCCAAGAUGGUUUGUGAUACUUGCUCAGUGUUUUGGGUGUGCUGUGAUUGAAGAUACCUGGCAUUAUUUCCUGCAUCGACUACUUCAUCAUAAGAGAAUAUAUAAAUACAUCCACAAAAUGCAUCAUGAAUUUCUAGCACCAUUUGGGAUGCAAGCUGAAUAUGCACAUCCUUUAGAAACUAUAAUCCUUGGAACUGGAUUCUUCAUUGGAAUAAUUGUCUUCUGUAAUCACGUAAUUUUGCUAUAUGCAUGGUUAGUUUGUCGUUUGAUAGAGACCAUUGAUGUUCACAGUGGCUACGAUAUUCCUCUGAAUCCUUUACAUUUUCUGCCCUUUUAUGCUGGGUCUCGCUAUCAUGACUUUCAUCAUAUGAACUUCUCUGGCAAUUACGCUUCAACUUUCACGUGGUGGGAUAAACUUUUUGCUACUGAUUCACAGUACAAUUCUUACAAAGAGAAGAUGAAGCAACAGAAAGACACAGUGGAAAAGAAGAUGGAAUAAAUUUCCCAUUUGCAACACUUUUUGGAGCAUCAAAGAGGACCUCUUAUUUUUGCUUAAAACUAGAAAACUUAACAAGUAUUGCAAUUCAGAGCAAAAUGCAGCUUUUAACAAACAAACCAAGUUUAGGUUUGCAGCAGGAAAAACAUUCUCUGAUGCAUUUUCCAAAUGAUUGUACUUUUUCUAUUCCAUAGAUAAGUCAAACAAAUACAGUAUAUAUAUUUAAGAAAAUGUUAACUAUGAUCAAAUGAUUGGAUUUAUGUAAAAAAAGGAUACAUUAAAAUUAAAACACGGGAGGUUUUUUUGCAUAAAUGUGAAUCCUAAAGUUUAGAAAGAACUCUACAUUGAGUUCACCAAUUAAAACUUUUGUGGGAAUUCUCUUUCCCAAAUGGGUACAAAAAAUGUAGAUUUAAGAAAACAAGGAAUCUUUUUACUCGGUUUUUAAUGGAUGUUAUUGUAAUCUGCAUUACACAUAACUAAAUUGCUGAUUUGAUUAUUAAUAUAAUUCGUCUUAAAAUAGCUGUGAUUUAUUUUUAUUUUUUUGUCAUGUUUUCUGUACAGCAAAUAAAAUAUUGGGGUUCAAGCUAUUAUUCCCUGGUUUCUUUUAUGAAAAUUCCUUUCCUUAUAAAAGGAAUUUUCUGGUUCCUUUUGGCUUGUUCCUAUCAAACAAAACCAAAACGAAUGAUUUCAUACUAAUUUUUAUGGGUGUUUAUUCUUAAACUUGGAUCAUCUAUAGUUGAAAAUGUAGAAGCCUUCUUAAAAGCUGCAUGGAUUGCAAAAGUGCUAUGUUUGUAACAACCAUUUUACUUCCUGUUAAUACACAAUGGUAGGUAUUGAUAAUUAGAACAGAAUGUAUAUGGCGACUGAAAUUUGAUAGUUGAAGACCUUAGAUAACUAACCAUCUAUUAUAUACAGUCAAAACUAUCCCUAGAUAUGUACAUGAGGGAACCAUGGGAACUUUCCUUAGAUUACAUUGAAUACUUCUUGGCCUUCCUGACUUACUAUGGAAAACACUAAAUUAUAUAACCGGCUUAAUGGGGAUUCUGUAAAGCCAUAGACUUCCUUUUCUUAAAGACAUCUACAUCUGCUGCAGAGAUUGGGUGGGGUGUAACUGUAUGGUUGGAGGGCACUGAACAGUGUUGUUGGGCCAGCAUUUUCCACUUCUGAUGGCCCCUC
Messenger RNA from Pseudonaja textilis, 2123 nucleotides. The record is from RefSeq and is a predicted model, not a curated record. Lineage: Eukaryota; Metazoa; Chordata; Lepidosauria; Squamata; Elapidae.